AUGGAAAAGGAGGCUUUGCGCAGGGCUCAGCAGGCAUCGCGGGCGGCGUUCCUACGAAAGGAGGCGUCUCAACGUCAAAAGGCAGCCAACACCGUUGUUGAGCAAAAGCUGAGGGACAUCGAGCAAGGCAUCGUCCCGGCAUCUGUGGUCGAGGCGGACUUUUUGCUGCACCGCUCAGCUGAGGUGAAUACAGCGAGCGAGCUGUUUGACGUCGCGCGCCGGCGUCAGGCCCUCGCUGGCGAAGGCGAAGCCUUGGAUCGAUGGGGCGAGCUGGCCGCGGAGCUGCAGAGUCACCCGCACUCAUCCACAUCUCCCACCGAGACAUUUAAGGUUGCAGAGGAGGCGUGCAACAUCCGUGAUGCUGGCGUGGUGUCUGCGCCGGCCUCGGCGGCGGUGGUGGACGCGACAUCACGACCCCUCUCCUCUGCAGGGUAUGUGGCUAUGAGUGAGGCAGAGGUGGCGGAGCGAGUGGCAAAGCACGCCUAUGUGCGGGAGAAGACGUUUACCGAGCUCCAGGAGGAUCGUGCGGCUGCACUGCAAGGCCAAAAGGAGCGACUCCAGCAGCAGCGCAGAAGUCUGCCAAUGUACCAGGCGCGAGAGGAGCUGGUGAAGCUCAUUCGCGACAAUCGCGUGGUGAUCAUUGUGGGUGAGACCGGAUCGGGCAAGACGACGCAGCUGCUCCAGUAUCUCUAUGAGGAGGGUUUCCACCUGGGCCCGAAGGCGCGAGAGCGGCUGCUCACCACCCCGGCAGGGACUGCUGCUUCCUCGAAGGUGAAGGCUGAAGCUAAUAGCGAAGGCGAUCGUGCAAUGGUGGACGAGGAGCAGGAAGAAGAACUCCGACUGAUCUGCACGCAGCCUCGACGAAUUGCUGCGAUUAGCGUUGCAGAACGCGUCGCUCAGGAGGUCGGGUGCCCGUGCGGCAGCGUUGUGGGGUACAAGGUGCGUUUCGAUGACAAGACGGGCCCCCUCACCCGCAUCCUCUUCGUUACAGACGGCAUGAUGCUGAAGGAGUUCACAAACGACCCCGAUCUGUCCUCGGUCGGGGCCAUCAUGGUCGACGAGGCCCACGAGCGUUCUCUGAGCACCGACAUCCUGCUCGGCCUCCUGCGCGACGUCAUUCGCCGCAACCCGAACCUCAAAGUCAUCGUUGCCAGUGCCACCAUCAACGCCGAAAAGUUCAGCGACUUCUUUGAUAAGGCGCCGGUGUUCACCGUGAGCGGACGCACCUACCCAGUGGAGCUCUUCUACUCAGACGAGCCGGUGGCGGACUACGUGACGGAGUCGGCCCAGACGGUGCUGGGCCUGCACCUGUCCAAGCCUCUGCCCGGCGACGUUUUGGUAUUCCUGCCGGGCCAAGACGCGAUCGAGACGUGCGCGGAGACCCUUCAAUCGUACGUGGCCGAGGCGAAGGGCCACCUGCGGCCGCUUCUCAUUCUCCCGAUUUACUCUUCAAUGCCACCAAAGGAGCAGGCCCGCAUCUACGAGCGCACGCCGCCCGGUACGCGCAAGGUGGUGAUCGCGACAAACAUUGCCGAAACGUCCAUCACGAUUGACGGUGCCGUGUACGUGGUGGACUGCGGACUGUGCAAGCAGGACUACUACAACCCGCAGGCGAUGGUGGAGGAGCUGCGGGUGGUGCCGACGUCGCAGGCAAGUGCAACGCAGCGCGCGGGGCGAGCCGGGCGAACGCAGCCAGGUGAAUGCUAUCGCCUCUUCACAGCCUACACCUUCCACAACGAGCUGCCGCCAGAGACGAUACCGGAGAUUUUGCGGUGCUCGAUGAGUGCCGUGGUUCUACAGCUCAAGGCGCUCGGCAUUCACAACCUUCUCCAGUUCGACUUUCUUGAUGCGCCGUCGACGGCAUCGCUGGAGCGAGCGUUAGACCACCUUUUCCUGCUCGGGGCAAUGAAGGCGGAUGGCCGGCUGACUGUCACGGGGCGGCGCAUGGCUGAGUUCCCGCUGGAGCCGUCUCUAAGCAAGUGCCUGAUUCGGGCGUGCGCGCUCGGCUGCGGGCGACACAUGGCCAUGGCAGCCGCCAUGAUCACGCUGGACUCCAUCUUCGUUAACACCCGCGAUGCCAAGGAACGGCAGCACAUCAAGAGCGCCAGAGAGCAUCUUUUUGGCUUUGGUAACGGCGAUGUGACGGGCUACAUCCGGCUCAUGGAGGAGUGGCUGCGCGCGGGCCCGCGUGCUGGCGAGUUUUGCCGCUCCAACUGCAUCAACGCGCGCUCGAUGCUACGCGCACGGGAUGUACUGGACCAGAUUUUGAAGACGUUCGACCGCAUCGGCCUUGAUGUGGAGCGUGUGCCUUCCAAGAGCCGCAACGACGGAAAGUACCUCGACGACGAAGACGAUGCGCUUGAGAAGGCGCUGAGCGCAGCCGCGAAUCAGAUCGACGUGGAGGCCGUUACUAGGGCGCUUCUGUCUGGGUUCUUCUUCAACGUGGCGAAACUAGAGGCGGACAAGUGGUCGUACUUGGUCGUCCGACCGAUGGACACCAGCGUGCCAACUGGGGCGAAGAGGCUGGAGAGCGCGGGCGCAGCAGAAACCUCCGUUGCCGAGAUCCACC
Leishmania mexicana MHOM/GT/2001/U1103 is the source of this 2569-nucleotide messenger RNA. RefSeq names its product putative DEAH-box RNA helicase. The record is from RefSeq and is a predicted model, not a curated record. Gene Ontology annotation, cellular component: catalytic step 2 spliceosome; intracellular anatomical structure. The transcript has a single exon. Gene Ontology annotation, molecular function: ATP binding; RNA binding. NCBI's taxonomy places the organism in Eukaryota, Euglenozoa, Kinetoplastea, Trypanosomatida, Trypanosomatidae. The annotation marks the transcript as partial.